UUUGUUAGGUUUCAAGAUGGCGGGAGGAAACCCCCCUCUCCUCUGUUUGAUUUUAAUAUUUUUAUGCAAAAUAUAUACCAGCAAUGCACAAGUGUUGUCUCCACCAUACUUCAACUUAGCUCAAGGGAGGAAUAUCACAGCUUCGGCGACUUGCGGCGAGGAUGUCGCGAAUCCCGAACUUUUUUGCCGUUUGACAGGAGCCACAGGGCGAGGAGCGGAAUCGAGGGAACUCAUUCAGGGACAACUUUGUGACUAUUGUAUGCCCGAUAUCCCCGACCAAAAUCACGGACCCGAAUACGCAAUAGAUGGAUCCCAGCGAUGGUGGCAGAGUCCUCCUCUAUCCCGAGGUGUUCAGUAUAAUCAGGUCAAUCUUACCAUCAACUUGGGUCAGGAGUUCCAUGUCGCCUAUGUGUUCAUCAAGAUGGCCAAUUCCCCGAGGCCGGGAGUCUGGGUUCUGGAGAGAUCCACAGAUUUUGGCUCAACUUAUCAACCCUGGCAGUAUUUUGCCGAUUCCCCAAGUGACUGUCUCAAGUUCUUCCACACCCCUGCCAACACCAGCAUCGGCCGCGACAACCAAGUCCUCUGUACAACUGAGUUCUCCAAGGUCGUACCUCUUGAGAAUGGCGAGAUUGUGGUUUCGCUCGUUAAUGGGAGACCCAAUGCCCAGAACUUCUCUUAUGCAUACGACCUUCAAGAGUGGACAAAGGCUACUAACAUCAGAAUGAGGCUGAUCCGCAGCAAAACUCUUCUUGGCCAUCUGAUGGCCAUUGCAAGACGGGACCCAACAGUCACACGAAGGUACUACUACAGUAUCAAAGACAUCUCCAUUGGUGGCCGCUGCGUGUGCAAUGGUCACGCCAACACGUGUGAUCGCCCGGACCUGAAUGACGCCAACAAGCUCCUCUGUAACUGUGUGCACAACACGUGUGGAGACCAGUGCGAGUACUGCUGCCCAGGAUUUGUACAGAAGAAGUGGCAGCGAGCUUUAGCAGAUCUGCGCUUCGAGUGUGAACCGUGCCAGUGUUAUGGCCACAGUGGCGAGUGUGUGUACGAUGAGGAGGUGGACCGACUGCGGCAGAGUAUUGAUAUCUAUGGCACCUAUGAGGGCGGCGGUGUCUGCCAGAAUUGCAGGGACAACACAAUGGGAAACAACUGUGAGCAGUGCACUCCCGGCUACUUCCGCCCAUACAGAGUGCUCCGCAAUGCUACAGAUGCUUGUCGUCCUUGUCAGUGUGACCUGCAUGUAUCCACAGGAGAGUGUGAGGAGGGAUCUGGCAGGUGCUUGUGCCGACCCGAGUACACAGGAGAGCUCUGUGACAGAUGCAGUGUGGGCUACUAUGGUUACCCUACUUGCAUCCCUUGUGACUGCGACUUCAAUGGUACCGAGGGCUCUAUCUGUACUGUACAGAGUGGAAGCUGCCCCUGCAAACCCAACUUCGACGGACAGAAGUGUGACAUGUGUGCGCUUGGAUACUACAACUUCCCUACAUGUCAGCCCUGCGUGUGCAACAGCAUCGGCUCCCCCACCACCACGUGUGACAUCAGCAAUGGCCAGUGUCAGUGUACCCAGAACUACGGCGGCAGGGACUGCAGCAUGUGUGCUGAUGGCUUCUACAACUUUCCCAACUGCGACUACUGUAACUGCGACCCUCAGGGUACAGAAGGGGAGAUCUGUGACAAGGUGGGAGAAUGCUUCUGUAAGCCCAACUUCUCUGGCCUACAGUGUGACAGAUGUACGCCCGGUUACUUCAGCUACCCUGACUGUAGAGAGUGUGACUGUGCUGACAUUGGCUCUAUCAGCCCAAUCUGUACAGACAAUGGCCAGUGUCGCUGUCGAUCAAAUUUUGGCAGUUACAAGUGUGAUCGUUGUGCACCAGGCUUCUACCGAUUCCCUGACUGUGUCCCGUGCGACUGCGACGUUUAUGGGUCCUUAACACGGACAUGUGACCAGACAACAGGCCAGUGUACAUGCAGACGCAACUUCCAGGGUCUCAUGUGUGACAAAUGUCUGGAAGGACUCUACAACUACCCGUACUGUGAAGAGUGCAACUGCAACCCUGCUGGAGCGAAGGAGAUCCCUGGCUACCCCCUUGGGGGCUGCGGAACUGUCACCAAGGGGCAGCUGUGUGAGUGCAAGGACGAGGUGAUGGGACGCAUCUGUGACACAUGUAAACCAGGCUUCUGGAACCUCAACAGGAACAACCCACGUGGCUGUGAAGAGUGCAAUUGUUUCCGGCCGGGUACAUUGGGCGCCAUCAAUAUUUGCGACACUAACACUGGACAGUGUAUGUGCAAGCCUGAUACAGGUGGACGGAACUGUGACCAAUGUCUUGACGGCUACUUUGGGCUCUUGGAGGGAAAUCCAUUUGGCUGCAUGGACUGCAACUGUGAUGUUGGAGGUUCCAUCACAACCGCCUGCAACAAGAACAAUGGACAGUGUGUUUGCAAACCCAGAGUAUCAGGAACAAAAUGUAACAUCCCGAUAGAGUCCCACUUCUACCCUGAUCUGCACCAGUACAAGUAUGAGAUUGAAGAUGGCACAACACCAGAGGGCGCUCAGAUCCGUUAUGGCUAUGAUGAAAGGAUCUUCCCAAACUACUCAUGGAGGGGAUAUGCCGUUCUUAUUGAUAUUCAGCCAGAGGUUGUGCUGGACAUAUACAUUAACAAGCCCAGCCUGUACCAGAUCAUCUACCGUUACAUAAACAGGAACGACCAUACGGUCAAGGGGAAGGUGACUCUCACACCAGACAUCUCGACUGACAUUGAGCAGACCAGUGAGAUAGUGUUCCUGCCCAACCGUGACCCCUCCUUCAGCAAGGUUGGCAGCACGGCAACUGGCUCCACCUUUGUAUUGAACCCUGGGAGAUGGAGGAUCUCCACCCAAGUCCCAGACAGCGUCUUCUUGGAUUACUUUGUGCUGAUACCACAAGGCUUCUAUGAGGCCAGUGUUCUACAAAAAAAGAUCAUUCGACCAUGUAGCAUUCCAAAAGAUGAUGGCCCAUGCCUGCACUACCAGUACCCAGACAUCUCCUUGUACCCCACGGUGCGAGGGGAGGGUGGCUAUGUUAUCGAGGACCAGCAGAGGGUCAGUGUGAGUCUGUAUCCUGAUGCUGAUGUCGUGGAUGAACUAGAAACCACGGGGAUGGCACACUUGAAUGGCAACCAGACCUUCUUCUACCUUGACCUUGUGAUCCCGGAGCCAGGCGACUACGUGCUGGUCUUCAACUACUUCAAUCCAACAUCUGUGGUGCAGAACGUGGAUGUGGAUGUGGCAUCCGAGGCUGGCCGACAGAAGGCCAUACUCAAGCUCAAUGAUUGCUAUUACAGUUCACUGUGUCGCCAGGUGCUCAAUGAUGAGUUAGGCAUGGUGGCUGUCUUCAAUAUCAGCACAGGCUACGUCUCACUAACCAUCCGGGGUGAUGACAAUGUUGACGCAGCUAUUGAUUCAGUUGUUGCUAUUCCAUAUGGUGAGUGGACAACCAACUUCAUCAAACCCAGGAUCAUCUGCAUCAAAGUCAAUGGAGUGUGUAUCCCCUCUACGUAUUCAUCACCUGUGGGAUCGUUUAGAGUAGACUUUGAACAGUCUCCUAACCAAGGUCUGCUUGCCACAGAACGUCCAUACAAUGUGAUGGAUCCCAAUGUUGGACUUGUCAGGCUCAACGCUACCAGUACUGAGGUUGAGAUAGAAGGUCAGAUAGACAAUCCAAACCAGCACGUGUUUGUUGUACACUUCUACAUGCCCACAGAGGUUGGCCUCACUAUCCCUGUCACCGUCACGGCUGGUGACAGACAAGUCACAGGUGAGUCCAGUUGCAAUCAGGUCGUAAGCGACAGUGAGUUCUGUCGUGAGAGUGUCUUUACUCUGACUUCGGAGUUUAACAAUGGUGCCCUCCAGUGUGACUGUAACAUUGACGGGUCUCUCAAUUUCAACUGUGAUCAGUUUGGUGGACAGUGUCAGUGCAGAGAGAACGUGAUUGGUAGAAACUGCACAGCUUGCAAACCUGGAUACUACGGUUUUCCAAGAUGCAAGCCCUGCAGCUGUCUGUAUGGCCUGUGCCACCCCCUGAAUGGGGAGUGUAUCUGUCCCCCCAAUGUGGAAGGAGACAGGUGUGACCGAUGUGAGCCAGAGACCUAUGGAUUUGAUGCCCUCAUUGGAUGCCAGGACUGUAACUGCAACAGGAAUGGCGUGCAGGACCAAGACCUCAACUGCGAUCAGACAACUGGACAGUGCAGAUGUCUGCCGAAUGUGAGUGGCCGAAAGUGUGACACAUGUGACCCUGGUCACAGCAUCUUCCCUUACUGCCAGCCAUGUGACUGUGACCCCAGCGGUACCACAGUUGAUAUCUGCAACCAGAACACAGCCAGGUGUAUCUGCAAGGAGAAUGUUGCUGGCCCAAGAUGUGAUAUGUGUGCUGCAGACACAUACUACUUAAACAAGGAAAACCUUCGUGGAUGUACCACCUGCUUCUGCUUCGGCGCCACCACCAACUGUGACAGCUCCACCUUCUACUGGAACGCGCUGAUACAAAUGAGCAACUGGGGAGUGACAAAUGUGAAUGCUGAUGUGAUUGAGGCUGGAAGCACCAUCGCUGUGAAGGCAGCCGAUUCCAUCAUUGACUCCAAUGAAGCCAUAUACUGGGUGGCCCCUUCGGAAUAUUUUGGCAACAUGAUCAAGUCCUAUGGUGGUGAGCUCGUGUACCAGGUAUUGUUCACCCUUCCAAGGGGAGAUGAUGCUCAACUCACGGAGGGACUUGUAAGGCCUGAUGUAAUAUUGGUGGGAAAUAACAUGACAAUAGUGCACUACAGUGAGGACCAGCCAGCCCCAAAUUCAAGAGUUAGGGUGCAAGUAGAGAUAUUCGAGUACAACUUUGUCCAUGCCAACACUCGGGACACCGUGACAAGGGAGCAGUUUAUGAUGCUCCUCAUCAACUUGCAAGCCAUACACAUCAGGGCCUCGUACUUCACUCUGAUUGAUGAAGCCAGACUGACCGAUGUCGUGCUUGAGGUGGCCACAGUGGAUGGUCUGGGUGACGCAGCGCUGUCUGUGGAGCAGUGCCAGUGUCCUGUCAACUACCAGGGAUCCUCAUGCGAGGAGUGUGCCCAAGGAUACUACCGAUCUCGUCCUACCCCAUACCUCGGCAUCUGUGUUCCUUGUGAGUGCAAUGGACAUGCCGAGUCAUGUGAUCCCAUCACAGGAGAGUGCUUGAACUGCCAAGACAACACAACAGGACUUCAUUGUGAACAAUGCCUGACAGGAUAUUUUGGUGACCCGGCAGUCGAAGGUUGUCAAAUCUGUGCUUGUCCUCUGCCACUGCCCUCUAACAAUUUUGCAGCUUCCUGUGUGAUAUCAGAAAGUGGCCUCACUACCUUUUGUGAGUGCCUUCCCGGAUACUAUGGUCCCAAUUGUGAAAGCUGUGCUUCUGGUCACUAUGGCAACCCUUACAAUGUUGGUGAGAGGUGCCAGCAGUGUGGGUGCAGUGGUAACAUCAACCUCAAUGACCCCUACAGCUGCGACCGUUACACCGGCGAGUGUCUCAUCUGCCUCAACAACACCGCUGGCAGCUACUGUGACAGAUGCCAGGAUUGGUAUUAUGGCGAUGCCAUUCAGAGAAAGGACUGUGCAACCUGUGCCUGUGACACAUGCGGUUCUGAAAGCUGUGACAAUAGUAACGGUGUCUGUACUUGCAAAACUAAUGUGAUUGGCCUGGACUGUGAUGAAUGUGCACCUUACACAUGGGGGUUUGAGUACUGUAUGGGAUGCACCAGCUGUGAUUGUGGGGCUGCCUCCAUCUCCCCCCAGUGUGACCUGAGGACAGGUCAGUGUGAGUGCCAGCCCAACGUCAUCGGACAGAAGUGUGACCAAUGCCAGGAGGGCUACUGGAACUAUGGGGCGGCAGGAUGUCAACGCUGUGAAUGUAUGGGAGAUGGAGCUGUGACCUGUGAUGCUGUCAGUGGGCGGUGUCAGUGCUUGCCUGGUGUCACUGGGGAGAUGUGUGACAGGUGCUUGGACAGAUGGGUCCUUAUACCAGAAGUUGGAUGUCAAGAAUGUGGCUACUGUGUCCAUCUUCUGAUGGAUGACCUUGACUUCAUGGACAGGAACGUCACAGUAAGUCGGCGAACACUUGCUAGUGUGUCUGUUGGAGUUGCUGCAUUCCAGAAACUCUCGGACAUGAACCAGACCAUCGCUGACCUCAGGCCUCAUGUUCGCAACCUCUACAAAAACACAGAUCCAAUUGAUGUGACCCCUUUUGAGGACGAGAUUGCCAAACUGGAUGACAGUGCAAUGAGAACUCUUGAUCGAGCUGUGUAUAUCGAUGCGGAGGCUACAGCUCUAGGUAAUGAUGUGGACAGCCUCCAGGUUGCAGCAUAUGACAUGGAGAGCACUAUCACCGAGAGUACCCAGGAUGGUCGUGCUGCUGUGACAGACGUCAGACAGGUGUUACAGCGUAUCCUGGCCGGCAUCCAGGUGGCCAACAUUGACACAUACAUCCGAGAAGCAGAACGUAUCUUACAGGAGAUCGUGUCCAGGGACUUUAGUCCCAGGAAUGACUCCGCUAUAAUGGAACUGAUGGAGGCUCAGAAAGCCCUGAACCAAUCUGAUGAGCUUCAGAUGGCUGCUGCAGAGCAGUUGGAGUUCCUGAACAGCAUCCGGGACAACAUCACAGACGCUGAGGCUCGAUACAAUGAUCUGCAGAAUAACACUUUGUUCUCUGACAUUGAUUCAAGGAAGGCUCAAGAGCUGUCUAAUCAACUGAGAAACAAUGACCUUGCAGCCCUACUGGAAGACAUUGAUGACAUCCAUGAAGGGGAGAAAGAUACAGUUGGCCUUUUGGAUGAUGCUAAUGAGCUGAUUAAUGGAGCAAGAGAUGCGCUUAACAGGAGUGAGGAUGCCUUUGAGGCUCUACAAGAUGUGUCAGGUCAGUUGGAUUCAGCCUUUGUCACCAUGACAGAGGCACAGGAUAUACUGACGAACAAGCUUGAGGACGUGGAGCCCCUGGUCAACCAGAGCAUUCAGAGAGCCGAUGACCUGGAGAACCAGGCUGAGGCCCUUGACCAGAUGUACACAGACACAAGGCAGGUGGCCGCUAAUGCUCUCCAAGCUGCCAAUGCCUACAAGGAUAUAGUGGAUGCCAUCAACAGUGCUGAAAAUGCUUCUGCCAGUGCAGAACAAGAUGGAGAGGAUGCUCUCAGCAAAUCCAGUGGUGUUGGCGACAAAUCUGCCAAGUCCAGAGAGCGCAGCAUUACACUUUUGGAGUCCGCAAAUAAUGCCUAUGAUGCAACACAGACGGAUCUGCGUGUUGACAUCAACAAUGCCGUUGAUGCUCUAAGCAAUGUUGGUCUGAUGAAUUUGAAAACACAGAAGGACUUAGAUGAAGUCGCAGCUGCUCUUGGCAAUCUACCCUCACGUGAUUCUGGAGACCGAGCAAUGAAGGUGACAAAUGAAUCAGUGGAUGCUAACUCGCGUGCAGGAGCUGCACAGGAGCGUGUGAAAACGAUCUUGUACCUGCUGCCUGAAGACAAGAUCAAGAUUGAGCAACUCACCAACCAAAAGUUUGCCACCAAACGGCUGUUGGAGGGGGUUGAGAAGCAAGUGAACAGUGCAAGAGACAUCAAUCGUCUGACCCUCCUUUUGGCUCCCCUGAAAGAACAGGCUCGCAACAUGACAGGUUUCGGCAACAGGGUCAACCUCAACAUGGCAAAACUCAAAGAGAAGAUAGCACUGGCCAGAGACGAGGCUAACAGGAUCCGAGUUGGAAUCCGAUUCUUGGGCAACACAUCUCUGACUCUGCGUAACCCAGCCAAUCUGGAGCAAGCAGGGUCCUACAGCAAGAUCUCCCUGUUCUUCAAGACCAGCCAAGAAAAUGGUAUGCUCUACUACAUGGGAGGAGACCAGAGAUCAGGCAGACAAGAUGACUACAUUGCCCUGGAAAUGUUGAAUGGCCAGGUGGUGUUCCGGUUUGACCUUGGAUCUGGCCCUGCCAACAUCAUCAGCUCUGGAACCUACAAUGAUGGCCAGUGGCAUCAGAUCACUGCCACAAGGAUUGGCAAGACUGGCUACCUGAAAGUCCAGACGGACAAACAGGAUGAUGACGAUGUUGAGGGCACUUCUGAUGGGACGUUCACUGUUCUGGGACUUCACCCUGCCACUGCUGUCUUCUACGUGGGAGGGGCACCUCUUGGAAUGGUGCUCCCAAGUAACAUUAAUGGUCAGAGGUACAUUGGUGUCAUGGAGGAUCUCAAGUUUGAUGAGCAGUCUCUAGGACUCUGGAACUUCAUUACUGCAGAUAACAACUAUAUUGGAGAGAAUGAACGAGAUGUGAUGAAGAGUGUCAGCUCAAAUGGUUUGCGAUUCAAUGGCAAGGGAUAUGUGAUCCUCAGCAAGAAAGCCCUUGGACUUCGGCCAGACAAAGCAAUCGAUGUCAUCUUGAAGUUCAAAACAUAUGCAGAGAAUGGUCUCCUGGUGUACAUGACUGAUAACAAAAAGGACUUCUUGUCUCUGGAGCUCCGAGAUGGCAAGAUCUUCUUCCAGUUUGACCUUGGCAGCAAUCGUGCCGUUCUUAUGGCUGACAACAAGUACAAUGAUGGGGAUUGGCACCAGCUUCAAGCCAGUAGAAUGAACAACAAGGGACUGCUCAAGGUGGAUGGCCAGACAGUUGACCAAGGAGAGGCUCCAGGUAAUCUCAAGCAGCUGUCCAUAUCAGAUGACAUCUUCAUAGGAGGCUACAACGAGAUCCUGGUACCCACAGAUGACGUAGCCACUAAAGGCUUUGAUGGCUGCAUAAAGGACAUCCAGUUUGGCACUCAGACCUGGGACUUGAAUGACAACAAGAGAGCUAUUGGUGUCGCCAGAGGCUGUCCCGAACAGAUUGCCAGAGUCGCCUCCUUCACAGCUAACCGACAGGGCUUUGCUGCUGUUUCCUCGGAGAGUAUUGGCCAGAUGUUUGACAUAACGUUUAAGAUGAGAACAUUUGAAAAUGAAAGUCUCAUACUAUAUGCUGCUAGUUCUGACCAGCUAGAAUCUGUGACUGAGACACCUGAUAUGUCUAUGGCUGGUCAGUGUGCUCUCCCUGACCGCCCAGACAUGAUGGUUCAAGGACUCAUUGACGGAAUCAGGUUCGGGUCGACCUCUGAUAGUCGAGAGGAGUACAAGAAACUGCCUUCAAGGUUCAGGAUUAGGUCACUGUUUGAAUGCCAGUUUAAGACCACAGCUGAGGAUGGUAUCAUCAUGUACAUGGCUGACAGCCGCCAUAUUGAUCACAUUGCAUUGUACAUGAAAGGAGGCCAGGUGGUGUACACCUUCAACUGUGGCAGUGGUGCCGCAGUGGUAACAAGUCCCAAAAAAUAUAAUGAUGGACAGUGGCAUAAUGUGAGGUUUGCCCGGGCCCAAACACAGGGUAGUUUGGAGAUUGAUGGAGAGAGAGUAGGGGAUGGACGGUCCUUGGGCCGUACCAGAUCCAUCAAUGUACGGACACCUUACUUUGUGGGAGGCAUUCCUAUGGACCUGAAGAAGAAAGCUGCCAAUAAUCUCAAGGGUGUCUCUGGAAGUUUCAUUGGUUGCCUGAAGAACUUCAAGCUGAAUGACAAGAUGUUUGGUACACCGGUAGAGACGACUGCUAUCAAGCCUUGCUCAGAUGCCAUGGAGGCUGGUUCCUUCUUCACAGCUGAUGGAGGAUAUGUCAAAUUAUAUGACAAGUUUAAGGUUGGCCUUGACCUCCUGAUACGUGUGGAGAUCAAACCGAGGUCAGUCACUGGUUUGAUUCUGGCAGUUCAUGGCAGGGGAGACUACCUUGUAUUGCAGAUGGUAGAUGGCAAGAUCAUCCUGAGAGCAGACAAUGGCAUGGGGGCCAUCACAGCUACUUUCACACCUUCCAUGUCCACCUCUCUCUGUGAUGGCCAGUGGCACGUAAUCAAAGCUAUAAAGGCCAAAGAGAUAGUGAAGCUGGAGGUUGAUGGUGUCACUGCCCCCAUUGGACAGGGCAAACCAGGAGUAUCUGCAGCUGACACUAAUGAUCCACUCUUCAUUGGUGGUGCACCAGACUACACUGCCAAGGGUGUUGAUGCCAAGACCAGCUUUGUGGGUUGUAUACGCAACGUGCAGCUUGAUGGGAAGAUGCAAUACAUUGGCUCUGGAAGUGCCAUCGGCAGUGUCAAGAUGGAUUCCUGCCCAGUCAACUAAAGCUCAGCAUAAUAUAUCAGUUGCCAUGGUUACAUACAUAUAAAAAUUAAGAUGUUUAAUCUCCUGAUGAUUGUGCAACACAGUGGGUGUCAUCAUGUGCCAAUAUUUCUGUUUGUCUAUGUAGAUUGUUUUCAUGUGUUUUCAAUGUUUUGUUGAAGCAGUGAUUUGUUCAUGCCCAAUGCAGGGGCAAAUGUCCCUCAACUAUGAUAUUACUGAAACCUAACAAGCAUUAUGGGGUACACAAGAGCAUGAACCAAAUCAGACUGUAACAUUAAGAAAGCAUUGCUGGAACUUAGUGUUGUGUUGUAUUACAUGUUUUGAUAUGAUGCAGAUUUGCAUUUGUGCAAACAACUGGUUGGUCUGAUAUAUUUUAACAAGGAUCAAUUUCAGUGACAUUUGAUUAAAUGUUGAUGAAUAAAUAGGAGGAGAAAAUGUUAUUUUUAAUUAUUCAAACAAAUUUUACUGUGAGGAAUUCAGCCGAAAUCACUUCGCUGGCUAUCAAGGGGAAAUAUAUGAAACAUAUUAUCUUCCUAUUUUCUUACUGACAUUUAAUACCUAAGCAUCAUACUCAUAUUUUGUAUGUUUAUCAACAUAUAUAAGCAUUAAAUGAAACUCUGAAUAUGAUAAAAUCAUAUGUACAGUUUCUUUUGGUGGUCAGUAUACAUGUAUCAGGUGGCAACUGAGCGAACUGAGGUCUCAGAAACUGAUCAGUGGACCAAAACUUACAUGCAGUGUUGUAAACAAUAAUGCCACGAAAAAUUGGAAUUUGAAUUGUAACCAUGGCAACCUGAAAAUGCCCUGAUGAUUUGAUCCCUACCUUCCUCCCUCCCCACCCUAAUCAAUAUUUUGAUGUAGGAGAGAUAUGUGACUGGUUCAUGUCACAACAAAAUUUACAUCAGUGCUGUGAUUCGUCCCACAAAUGAAGAUUUCAAAUUAUCAAUUUGGGUGUUUCUGUUUUAAAGGAGGUACACCUUUUAUUCAGGGAGUUUUAUCUAAGUCAUUUCCCACAUCAAAAUAUUUAUGUAGUUAUAGUGUUCAGUAUCUGACAUCUUGUAGAUAUUUCUUUAAGCAUAUCAGGAUAUAUCCUACUGUUCAUGUAUAUUUUGUGGUAUUGACAAUUCAGUUUAAAUUAAAUAUUCCACUUUGUUAAAGUAUUUGGCGAAUGAUGACAAUUUUUAUGGAUAUACAACUUCUUUUAUCACCUGAACUUCAAAAGUGCCCAUCAAAUAAGUAUUUGGCAUUUAAAUAAUAUAAUAUUUGUUUCAGGAAUGUAUCAGUAUUAUUGAUGUAUGAUGGAUAUAUUUACAGCAUAUGUCCUGAUAUGCUGGGAUUAAGUUUUGCUGUUUUAACUAACUUGUUCUUAGGCACUUUUUAACAAAUUUACAAUAAACAUUUUUUCAUUAUUUCUUUUCUAAAGGCUUUUAAUGCUUUUAUUUCAGCAAGUGAAUUUAUGUUGGCAUACAUUCAAAUGUCAUAUAAUAGUUUUAUUGAUGGAAUCAUGAUGAAAUAAUUAUGCAAAUUGAACUACUUUUGAUAAGCUCCAGGCAUUGAUGUCAACUUAAUCAAUAAACUGUUGCCCUGUGUGAGUGUUUCUGUACACAGAAUACCCAUUUGGCACUGUGCAAUUGAGGCAUAUCACUCUAACAUUGUAUUUAUACACUCUUUCCAAAGUUGUGUUUUUCUGACUGAAAUAAUGUCUUAUGAUUUAUUAUUUUAAGUUUUAAAAAUUACUUGAUUCACCAAAGGCUCUCAUAAUACAAUUUUUACUCCUAAUAUAUAACGCUUCCAACAAAAGAAGUCAUACGAGAACAUUAAGAUUUCUGUAUACUGAGAAUUGAAAAAUUACAAUUAGCUCAGUGUUAAUGUGCUGAGCAAGCAGGUUUCUAGACACCAUUUUACUGUUGUUUUAGUCAUGUGUGUGCAUUUAUGUCAAUUUGUACAAAAACAAAAGAAAUCCACACUUUUUUAUUUAUGAAUUCACCUUUUGUACUGCAGCAUGCAAGAGGCCAGUAAUUAAUGGAACUUGUAUUGUUGAACUAUCUUUAACAUGUCAGAUAUUCAUGUAUAUAGUCACCCCCUGUUGGCAUCAAAUGGAUGCACAGUCUUGUUCAUCUCCAUAUAUUUUAAAUUUGUCAAUUUUAUGAAUACAUGUACUCUAAAUGCAGACUGGAGAUGAAUUUUUAAAUAUAAAUUUGUUUUAGCUGAUUCUGCACACAUUAACUGUGUCCAAUUGAUGCCACAGGUAAUCCCCCUGUUUUCAUGUUUUGGUACAUUUAGUUAGUAAUCCUCAAAAUUCUGGUGCUACAUUUUCUGGGUGUGCUUAUUUCUAUUACAUGUUUUGAUACUUUUAUACAUUUCAACGGGCCAACAUUCUGUGAUUUUACUUACCUGCUGCACAUACAAUGCAUGUAACUAACUGAAUGUACUAAGAUGUCAAAACAGAAAUAAAAUUUCAGAAAAAAGUAUGUGUAUUUGUUGUUUGUGGAUGUAUGAAUCUAGUGUUGUGGAAAGAGCUGAAAAUAAGUUUAAUAUGUUACUGAUCAUACUGCAUUG
Haliotis rubra (blacklip abalone) is the source of this 12730-nucleotide messenger RNA. Its product is annotated as laminin subunit alpha-like. Lineage: Eukaryota; Metazoa; Mollusca; Gastropoda; Lepetellida; Haliotidae. The record is from RefSeq and is a predicted model, not a curated record. Gene Ontology annotation, biological process: cell adhesion.